CAUUCCAACAAAAACUUCUGUUGACGAGCCCAGUGCCUCCGUCGCCGGCACCGUUCUUCCGUCGUCGGCUAACCUCCCGUCGCCCUCAAUCGUCGGAAAACAAUUCAGUUUAUUUUUUCCGGCCAGUUUUCCAGUUUCCGGCAAGUUUUCCAGUUUCCCGGCAAGUUUUCCAGUUUUCCGGCGAAAAACAGGGCGGGGCGAAAAAAAACUGGGGCCUAAACGCCGCCGAGCCGAAAAAAAUUUUCGGCCAGUGCGACGGCCGGCCGAAAAAUUCUUUCGGGUCGCCGCGGCCGCAAAUUUUUUUCGGCCGGUCGCCGACCUCGCCGCCCAAAAAAUUUCCGGCGGCGUGUUCGUCGGCCGGUCGAAAAAAAUUUGCGGCCGUGGCGUCGCCGGGCCGAAAGAAAUUUUCGGCCGGCCGUCGCACCGGCCGAAAAAGUUUUUCGGCCCGACGACGCACCGGCCGCAAAUUUUUUUCGGCCGGCCGACGCACCGGCCGCAAACUGUUUUCGGCCCGGCGGCUCACCGGCCGCAAAAUUCUUUCGGCCCGGCCAGUUUUUGUAUUUAAUUUAAUUUAAUACGAUAAUUAAUAAAUAAAUAAAUAAAUAAAUACUUAAUUAGUUAGUAGAAAUUAGCAAUUAGUGUUAAUAUUUAUUUAAGUUGGUGUAUAAAUGUUUUUUUUUGUAAUAGGGGUUUGAAUGUUUAAUUACUUAGAUUAGUUAAUGGAAUUUUAAUUAAUUAAGAAUUGAUUUAACAAUUAAUGUUAAUAUUCAGUACAUUAGUUAAUAGAAAAUUAAUUAAUUUGUGAUUAAUUAACAAUUAAUUUUAAUAGUAUAUUAGUUAAUAGAAAUUUAAUUAAUUUGUGACUAAUUAACAAUUAAUGUUAAUAUUACAUUAGUUAAUAGAAAUUUAAUUAAUUUGUGAUUAAUUAACAAUUUAUGUUAAUAUUACAUUAGUUAAUAGAAAAUUAAUUAAUUAGUGCGCAUCUAAGUAUGAUAUUUUGUAAAUUUGUAGAUAAUUAGAUAUGGAUGAUGCGGGUGAUGCGGGUGGGGAUGAGUUGUAUAGAUUCAAUGGUAGGAUUGUUGAUGCAUCAGCACGAAUGAAGAAUAAGGAGAAUAAGCGCUCUCGAGAUAUUGGAUAUCAGUCACAGGCAAAUUUAGGGGAGGCUCCUACUGUAGUUGCUCGUUCGGCAUCACGGGCGUCUGGUUUCCAUGGGAGGAACCAGGGUGCUGCAUCGAGAGUGGUCUCGGCUGAGUUUGAUGAGGACGAUAAUGAUAAGGAUAUCGAGGUCCCUCCACCUACGCGUGGACAUGGACGAGGGCCGUCUUGUACGGCAACAUCACGUCCUGCUAUGUAUAGGGACCGAGCUGGGCGAUUUGUACCACCUGCUCGUCAGGAGACAGAGAGCUCGGGGACUGGACGGAGUAGGGGAGGACGUUCGAGUGGUCCUCCACCGUGGGAGCUUGUUGGUGAGUGUCCUGGUGGACCUACGGAUCCUAGCCUCAUUAGGAGCUUUCGUGGCCACGUUGCCUAUGCGCUUUGGACGGGGGCUGGAGAUCGAGGGGUCAUCAGUUGCUACAGCCGUACAUCGGCGGUUGCUUAUUGUAGUAGCUACGUGUUUAGUCAUGUUGAGGCGGAGGAUCUGGUUCAGCAGUCAGGUCUCCAGCACCUGAUGUACUCUAUGUUCCGCAAGAUAGCGAUUGACGAGGCUUUGAUCUCAGCUUUUGUGGAGAGGUGGCAGCCAGACACGAACACCUUCCACUUGCCUUUUGGAGAGAUGACGAUCCUCCUCCACGAUGUUCAGUACUUACUGCAGAUUCCUGUUGAGGGACGUCUGAUGAGUAGGAGUUCUGCGCAGCUUGACCAUCCGGAGGCUGGUUUGUGUGCGCUUCUUGGGAUGAACUCGGAGCAGUUGAGUGGUCGUGCGGAGGUCCCUGGAUAUAAUAAUAGAGGUAAGUGGUACGAGAAGGGUGGUUUUCUUGCAGAGAUGGCGUCCAGAUACUUGCAGAGCCACGGGACACAUGUGACAGAGGCGCAGUCGUACUUGUUGUUGUUGUUGGGGUCCACUUUGUUUGUGGACAAGAGUAGAGACAGGGUUCGGUCGGUGGUGAACCUAUUUUUGGACGAGUUGGAGGAGUUAGAUCAGUAUAGUUGGGCGUCAGGUACACUUGCUUGGUUGUACAGAUACCUUGGUCAGGCGUCUCGUGCUGGUGCCAGAGGGGUGGCUGGUUGUCUCACACUUCUGCAGUGUUGGAUCUACGAGUACUUUCCGGGUUUCAGGCCAUCUCACUUCGAGCCUGCCGCCGUUGGAACUGAUGAUGCUUGGGCUUCACGAUGGAUUGGGCAGCCGGCACCUGGUUCUGUGGCUGAUCCCAGUGUGAGGUUGGCGUUCUACCGUCGAGCUCUUGACAGCUUGACCCCUUCUGAUGUGUUUUGGACACCUUUCCAUCAGAGGCCUCAUCAGGCAGUGCGUCGCUCUUUGUACACUGGAGUCAUCCGGUUCGCUGACAUAGGCGAGUUCUAUGAUCCAGCCCGUUGCCUCCGACAGUUUGGAUAUGUUCAGAUGGUACCGCCUGCCCCUUCGCGUCCUCAGCGAGCAGACCGACCAGAGGCACCUGGUGGAUAUGUCAUUCGGAUUCCUGAGAGUUUUGAUGCUGCAUGGGAUGCUCUACUAUCCCACAUGGUUCAUAUAGACAUGUACUCUCAGCCGUGGACGACGUAUCCAUAUGAGACUACGAGAGACUAUCUUGACUGGUUCGUGGCGCACUCUCAUUGUAGAGUCCUACGGGAUGAUGGAGAUGAAGAUCGACUAGUUGACUCCUCAGAAUCCAUCCAUCGCCCCGGUGGUGCGGAACCCGCCUCUAGCCAAUUGAUGCGGUCAAUGUGAGCUAGUGGACCACCAUUAUACAAGUUCUCGUACUUCUCGAGUCAAUGAGUAUGACGUACGGCCAUGCAUGCAACAUCUGAAUGGACGUCGGGUGCGCAAAAAACAGAUUAGUGAGCACAUUAUUAGAGUCCUUUUGCAAACAGAUAUGGUACCCACGAUGUUCAGCUCCGUGAAGCGCAAACUGUAUCGCAUCCAUUUCACCCAUCUCAUCCAAUCUUGUCUUGGAAUUUAUGUUGUACAUCUGUUUGAUAUCAUGAUGCACACCCCCUUCAGUAUUGAGUGUCGUCUUCUGCUGAUUUGGUCUCACCCCCGCCUUCCUCAUUAAUCUUAACCUCUCUUUUUCAGCCUCACUAAACUGUUUGUUGUGUCAGUGAUGUUCUGGAUACAACACCUUUUCAUGGUUGUGAAACCCUCUAUUAGCUCCGGUUUCACGACUUGUCACUCCCACCAUGACCCAUGUGUUUGGACCAUCCUUUUGCCAUACUUCCUUUAUACAUAUCUGAAACUGGCAACCAGUACCCUUCGAACUAAUAUUCCCACGCGUCUCCUUCGUAGGGUCUGGUUUAUAAGACUUAACGAUCCUACUACUUCUGUCGCAAUACAUACAGAGGGCAGUAACAGGAUUCUGUCCAGCAGUAUUCGGUUUCCAUGCUCCUCUAACAAUAAAGAACCCACACUGCUGAGCGAUUGUUCUUGCAGCUAACUCAGCUAACUCCACACUUGCAUAAUGGAUCCCAUUCUCAAAUUCCUGUGUGUAAUCAUGAUCGGCCGGUAACAACUCUGACAUUUUCCCUACAAUUACAAUAUAAUAUAUCAAUAUUCCUGUGAACCUAAACGCUAAUUUCAAUUCUUAACCGCUAAAUUCAACUCCUAAACUCUAAAUUCAAUUCUUACACGCUAAAUUCAACUCCUAAACUCUAAAUUCAACUCCUAAAAUCGAAUUUUCCGAAAAAUUGCAAAAACAGACUGUGGGCCGAAAAUUUCCGGUGGCCGGAACCUGGCCGGGCCGAAAAUUUCCGGCGGCCGGAACCUGGCCGGGCCGAAAAUUUCCGGUGGCUGGAACCUGGCCGGGCCGAAAAUAUCUUGCAGCUUAGCCUGGUUCCGGCCGCCGGAAUUUUUCGGCCCACCGUCUGUUCGUUUCAAAUCGUCGGAAAAAUUGUUCGAAACUACAAAAAAAUUACGCACCUGCUUAGUGAUGAUUCAUUGAUGCGAGUACGCAGUAUAUGUCGAGGAUAGGCUUUCCCGAUGAUUUUCCGGUGACUUUUCCGGCGAGCGUUGAAUUUUUCUGAUUCAAUUCAUUCUCUGAAAGUUUGAUAUGUUGUAGAUUGUGAAACUCCUUACCCAAAGAUGUAUAUAUAUACUUUUUUUUUUUUUUUGAUUGACGGCAAAUAGCAAUUUGGUUGACGGCAAAUAGCAAGCCCCAUAAACAAAUAUGCACUUGCCGCCACUCUACCCGAUCCGUUACAUUCUUAUACCUAACCGCCUAUCUAAAUUAUGAAAUCUACGCGUUAUUGAAGAGUGGAGAGCAUCUUUCCGUUUUCGAAGGUUAAUGAGACAGCAUCUUUAUUCUUUAGUGUCUGAAUUUAACGAAGCAUGCAAAUGCAAUGUAUCAGAUGACUCGGUUUUAUAGUAUAAUAACCAGGUCCAAGCUGUCGUAAUUACAGAUUUUUUCAAACAACAAAGAUGUUUAAAUAUGAAGUGGUUGGUGAAAGCUGGUCAUCAAUUGUAGGAGCUAUUUGACAAACUUGGUCGCAGUCACGAGGUCGCCACGGUGCUCCACAACAUCCUAGAUCAACGGCGUCGCUAGGUUAAUAAUGAUCAUGUUGCAACCUUAACAACAUCGUGGUGGAUAACACCUUAGCGAAUCCGACAUCGCGAGUUUGACAACAUCGUGGUGCAAAGCCACGACGUUAUUCCAUAAAAACAACUUCGCAAU
Molecule: messenger RNA, 4820 nt
Organism: Linum trigynum
Lineage: Eukaryota; Viridiplantae; Streptophyta; Magnoliopsida; Malpighiales; Linaceae
Source: the annotation of a GenBank genome assembly